AUGGGGUUUGCACUAUGGAAUAACAAUACUGUAUCGUGUGACGACUUCUUGAAGCCUAAGACCCCAGCCUUGAGGUGGAAGCGCAUCAUUAUGAAUGCUUCUAAAGUAGGCAAGGGUUUGUCUAUGCACAAGAAGGCACACAUUUUGGUAUUGAAAAACUGGAUUGAAGCUAUUGAUCAAAGGCAUCGUUAUGGGAACAAUUUACAACUAUACUAUAAAGAGUGGUUUAAAAGCUCCACCAAUCAGCAUUUCUUUUUCUGGUUGGAUUAUGGAGAUGGCAAAGAGGUUGAUCUUGAAGAGUGCCCUAGAUCAAAGCUCGAUCAACAAUGUGUCAAGUAUUUUGGACCGCAAGAGAGAGAAUAUUACGAAUAUGUGGUCGUCGAUGGAAAAAUACUAUGCAAUAUAAGCAGAAUUCCUCUUCACCAUGUAUCUCCACGGUCGAAAUAUAUCUUCGUAGUGAGCACAUCUAAGAAACUCUACAUUGGAGAGAAAGAGAAAGGAAUUUUUCAUCAUUCCAGCUUUCUUGCGGGAGAAGCUAUUCUAACUGCUGGGAGACUCUUGGUAGAAGAUGGAGUGCUUAAGGUGGCGCCGGUGGAUUUGGUUGAGGUUGGUGGCCUGCGGGGGAGUGGGAGGGUGGGGCGCAUCUCACCUUCCAGUGGACAUUAUAAGCCAACUGAGGAUAGCCUCGAACGGUUUCUAUCGAUUCUCAAGGAAAACGGAGUCAACCUUGACGAAGUGCAGAUCCGGAAGGCAGGCGAAGACUUUUGGGGUCCUUAA
Olea europaea var. sylvestris is the source of this 777-nucleotide messenger RNA. RefSeq names its product IQ domain-containing protein IQM3-like. Lineage: Eukaryota; Viridiplantae; Streptophyta; Magnoliopsida; Lamiales; Oleaceae. Bases 1 to 777 code for a protein of 258 amino acids. The record is from RefSeq and is a predicted model, not a curated record. The transcript is spliced from 9 exons.